Amoebophrya sp. A25 is the source of this 756-nucleotide messenger RNA. Lineage: Eukaryota; Dinophyceae; Syndiniales; Amoebophryaceae. The record is from the annotation of a GenBank genome assembly.
AUGAUUAAAGAACGUCUUUCGGUCUGUAUUUGUGCUCCUGGCGUAAGUCCAAACUCAUCACUCUUGUUCUACUUACUUUUCUUGUUUCAAUGCGGCGUCUUUGUGUCUGAUUUGGAUUCUUCAUUAAUCAGCCUCUCAGCUCCAUACUCCUCGGCAAAACCCCCCCCCUUUUGCUGAUCUCUUCUAAAUUCGUGCUGCCGUGGCAUUUAACAUCCGGGGAGGAGAAACGAUAGAAGGAAAGACUGCAUCACAAGGAAGCGGCGGGAUCAAAAAGAGUUUUGCACUCACUUAGCCGGAACAAGGCAGAAAAGAGCCCAAGCCCCUGAAGAAAAGACAAACGGGACGAAAGGAAGAAGAUAAUAAUAAGUCUAGUAAGUUAGUGACAGUCGCACCAAUAUGAUGAUGGGGCUCCUGCGAUAUUCCGGGCCGCUUUGCGCCAUUUUGCAUUCUUCUAUCAGGCCGCUUUAGUCACGUUUUAGCUCCGCGCUGUAGAUGACCGGCGAGGCAUGUGACUUCACUGGUCGAGAUCCAAAUUUUAUUUUUUACUUCCGAUCUCUGCGCUUAUGUUUAGCUAAGGCCUGCUCAUCUGGUUUCGCGCUAGCUAUUUGUUUUUUGAUUAUUUAGCAUUCAUAUUCAUCCUGUAGGCAUUUCGUCAGUAUAUCCAACAUCAGUGUUGCGGCGUGUCAUACCCCUGCAGGUGUGCUGACUUGCUCACGGGGCCCCGCUGCGUCGGGUUGCGCCUUAGGUUUUCUACAG